CUAAGUCGGACCUACAGAUUAGAUUGGCAAAUACAAAGAGCAACGAAACAGGGAGAGUUGAAAUAUUUCAUCCUUCCUUUGGCUGGGGAACUGUCUGUGAUCGCGGAUGGGAUGAUACCGACAGUCGCGUUGUCUGUCGUCAGUUGGGUUUCAGUGGAGUGA
Messenger RNA from Paramuricea clavata, 162 nucleotides. NCBI's taxonomy places the organism in Eukaryota, Metazoa, Cnidaria, Anthozoa, Malacalcyonacea, Plexauridae. The record is from the annotation of a GenBank genome assembly.